Musca domestica (house fly) is the source of this 1845-nucleotide messenger RNA. RefSeq lists its product as uncharacterized. The record is from RefSeq and is a predicted model, not a curated record. Bases 237 to 1565 code for a protein of 442 amino acids. NCBI's taxonomy places the organism in Eukaryota, Metazoa, Arthropoda, Insecta, Diptera, Muscidae. The transcript is spliced from 4 exons.
UGUAGGAUAUUUGUCAGUUGAAAAUUGUUCCAUAAUAAAAGAAAUGGGAAAAGUACGUGAUGAUAUCAAAAAAUUCCGGAAUAAUCAAGCAAAAUUCUUGAAAAACGAUAAAAUGUGUUUUCGAAGUCGAGUGGGUUGAACGCGUAAAUCAGCAUGUUGACUAUGCAAAACAUGAUGAGCGCCAUCUGGAUAAAAAGACAAAACUAACUUUUCGUUGUCUAUAUCUUCAUUUGUCUAUGCUCAGUAUAACAAAAUCUCUUCGUGUGACAACAACUGCGCUAUUAACAUUGCCCGCAAUGAGUAUAUACAACGAAGACGAAUUGACAGCUCCCGAAUGGAUAGAUCGGGAUUUUAUACAAAUGGUUUUGGCAAAAUACGAACAAGUUGCUGAUGUCGAGCUCAUUAGCUACGACAUGAGUCCGGCCUGUAUGAAGGGCGACCAUUAUGCCAGUAUUAUGUUUCGCUGCAAGGUGGAAUAUCGUUUGGGUGACAGCAUUGUAAAGAGAUCGCUGAUUAUGAAAACUCUUCCGGUGGAAGAGGAUAGCAAAAAACGAGAAUUUCUAAUGAAUUCAAAACUGUUCGAGACGGAAAUUAAAAUGUAUUGCGAAACACUACCGAAAUUUGAGAAAAUCUUGGCAGAAUGUGGUGAGCCCACCAAGUUAUCAGCUGGUCUAUUCUAUCACGCCUUGCAGCCCCAUAAAAUUCUCAUUAUGGAAGAUCUUUGUGAAUUGGGUUAUAGUACAGUGCGUGCCCGAUAUUUAACCGAACAUGAACUUAAGGUGGUCUAUACCAAAUUGGCCAAACUGCAUGCUGUCUCCUAUAUGUUGGGCCAAAACGAUGAGGAACUCGAAUCGGUGGCCCAAUUUCAAGAUGGAUUUUUGGCAACUAGUUUACCAGUGGUGAAAGACAUGAUGAUAAGUGGCAUGAAGAGUUUCUUGAAAAUGCUCUCAUCCCGCCAACAGUUUGCAAUCUAUGUUGACAAAGUCCAGGUGAUAUCAGAAGAAAUGCAACAGUCGUGUAAAGAUCUAUUCAAUGCUUAUAAAUUGAAUGGCAAUAAGGGGGAUAUAUUCGUUUUAAAUCAUGGAGAUUUCCAUAUGAGAAAUAUGAUGUUUAAAUUCAAUUCGGAGGAAAGUGCGGAAGAUAUGCUCAUGGUGGAUUAUCAGAUAAGUUGUUAUGCUCCCUCGUGCAUUGACCUGAUUUAUUCCCAAUUUAUAAUAAUGAGUCCCGCGAUGAGACUGCAGCGGCGUCAUGCUAUGGUGCGUUAUUAUUUCACGGAAUUUUUAAGGAUUUUGAAGAAACUGAAUUUCGAAGGAGAUUUGCCGAAGUAUUCUCUGUUUCAACAGUCUACACUGAAGUAUAGGCAUUUUGCCAUUUAUUGCCUGGGAGUAUUUCUACCCUUGGUCUUGGGCUUCUUAACCAAAACUGCUGAGGAACUGAAGGAUGUCAAUGCCGCUGAGGUGUCAGAAAAUCCCGAUUCCAAUUCCCAUUUGUAUUAUACUCCUGAAUUUAUUGCGGAAGUCGAAAACUUUAUGCCUUUGCUAUUGGAUGAGGGUUAUUUGGAUUAGUCUACAAAAAUGUUUAUCUAGUGUAUUUAUAAGAUUUAAGGUGGAGGGCUUUAAGAAAAUUGUAAAAAUUAUUUGGUUUAGAAAUUCUAUUUUCAAAACGUAUUUUUGAAAUUUAUUUUUAUAAUCCGCUAUUGAAAGUCACAAAAAAUAUAUUAAAAUGCCCUAAAGGUACUGGGAAUAUAACAUGUGAUUUCUCAAAUAAGCAUGUUGCAUACUUUUAGGCGGCAAGUUGUGAAAAUGCUUUAUUAUAAUUUGAAUUUCAACAACAAAAACUACCUCA